This is a messenger RNA of Saccostrea cuccullata (small rock oyster), 3644 nucleotides long. RefSeq lists its product as uncharacterized. Bases 136 to 3120 code for a protein of 994 amino acids. NCBI's taxonomy places the organism in Eukaryota, Metazoa, Mollusca, Bivalvia, Ostreida, Ostreidae. The record is from RefSeq and is a predicted model, not a curated record. The transcript is spliced from 23 exons.
AGAUGUCAUAAAAAUAGGAGUGCAGAAUUUUUAUUAAUUUUAGGUGUCGUUUAAAGGCUGCACUUAAAACCACCAGCCUUUGAUUAUUACGGUUUUAAGAAAAGAGAAAUGCAGUGGUGACAAAGGCAGGGUAAUAUGAAUCUACUUCUGUGGCUGCUGGUAUUAGUCAGCUGGGACCAGUCGCUUGGAAGUAAUCCUCUCAACAUUUACGAUGGACUAGGAAACUGUAAGCCUGUCUGUCCCUGCUUGAUGGAUGGUAUUAACUAUGAUCAUGGAGAGCAGUGGUCAAAGCGUGGACAACCGUGUACAACCUAUGAAUGUGUCAAUGGUUUCUAUCGGCCUGUCAAAGAAGGUUGUGAUUUCAAAGGGACAUGCAAGAAUUCAGGAACUACGUGGACAGAGCGCUGCUUUACCUAUAGAUGUAACACCACGGAUGAAAUUUCUCACUAUUCUUUGGUGGAGGGAGGGUGUUUAGAUUCAAAUGGUAACUGCCGAGCCAUUGGGGAAAGAUUUUCCCAAAAUUGUGAUACAGUUGAGUGCCAAAUAGUGAAUGGUUCAUGCUUCCAUUUAGUUACGAUAGCAAAGGGAUGCACGUUUGAGGGAGAAUGUAGGUCACUUAACUCUUUCUGGCAUGACGGCUGUUCCGUUUACCAAUGCGCCCAGGUCUCGGAUAGCGUGACGUAUCAGAAAUUAUCCAAUGAGGUGAUGUAUUGGCCAAAGGGAUCGUACGGGUUGUUGAUGCCGGAGGAUGGGUGUCCUAGCGACAUCCGUGUAUCCUGGAGCAAUGGUAGUCGACUUCACUACAGUAACGGUAAAUCCGCGCCUUCCUUCUCCUUCCAUCUCUAUGGUAACUACUCCAGGAUCUCUUUUGAGCACUACUUCUGCAUUCAUGAUGAGGAAGUCGAUCCGUUCCAGCUGCCUCGUUAUCAAACCUACUGGGAUGCUGGGAAAUAUUGCAUAUUCCGGAAGUCGGGCCAGUGUCCAAAUGGAUUUCAAGAGGGUUUUGUUGGAAUGGAUGAUCUUAACGGUUUGGAGUUCAUGCAAACCGUGAAUGGUUCUGUUCCUGAUGGAAAUUAUGAUGAAGAUACGGGGUUUUUCUUUUGUUGUCGAUUUGAUGGAGACAUAGAAACACCCAUUAUCUUACCUAAAAAUGAACCGUUCGUCUUAUUUAUGGCCAACGGAAGCACGGAUUGUCAAUCAGUUAGAGGUAUGCGACACAGUCUCGAGUAUUUUCUGUUUGAUGACGAGAAUGUUAACACUACACUGUACCAGAAUGGCUCCCUACCAGAGGUUAAACGUGGAACAAAUAACACCGUCAUUUACUUCUGUUACUACAAACCUAUAACUUGUGGCUGUGAAGAUGAAAAUGGAAACAUGAUAAAACUAGGAGAAAAGGUAAAGAAGAAUUGUGUAUGGCACCUCUGCAAAUCAUAUCAAAAGAACAUGCGAUACCUUGAGGUCUUAAAGGGAGGUUGCGCAUGGAACAACAAAUGUAUACCUGAAAACACUAUUUGGACAGAGAAUAAAGGCAGCAUGUGUAUCCAGUACACAUGUACAAAACAAAGGAGCGGAUCUUAUCCGGAGUACUUUGUUAAAAAGCUACACCAAGGUUGUGUAGAUGGCAAUAAGUGCAGAGGACUCGGAUUCAGCAAGAGACGCGGUUGUUAUGAAUUACAAUGCCGAUUACAUCCUCAAGUUCAAAGGCCUUAUUACAAGCUUGUCCGUGCAGGUUGCAGUGACGGUAUGGGUGGAUGUUUAGCUAUCAACACAACGAAGACGCUGAACUGUAUAACAUACCGCUGUGAGAGACAUUCAUCAAACUGUGGUCUAGAUUUCUACAAAGGAGGGUGUAAUGAAGGAGGAGAAUGUCAUGACGCGAACAGCACGUGGACUAGCAAAUAUUGUCACGUGAUGAAAUGCAGUAUGGAGGCUGACCAGAAAGGAAGUGCGAAAAUAAGGACGAAAAUAAAGACAUACGCUUGCAAGUUGAAUGGGAAAUGUUACAAGGAAGGGGAGAUAAUGAGCGCAAAAUGUGUAAAGAGACAAUGUAAAGUUGACAGGGGCCGAAACACAGUCAUGAUGGAUGUCAUACAUGCCGACUGCAGGGUGAACGGAUUGUGUGUACCUGUCAACUCUACAUACAGAGAUGGAUGUUCUGUCAAGCGGUGUUAUUGGAGAAAAAACGGAGAUGUCCAUAGCUCAGGAAGUGAUAUUGUAAAGUUUGGAUGUAAGUGGAGAGACAGCUGUGUGAAUGAGAGUGAGAUACGACAAUAUCAGUGUACCCACUAUAUCUGUCGUGUAUCUCAGAAGGGACAAUACAGGCGUUCGGAGAUGGCUGUUUACAGUCAAGAUUGCAGGGAUCCUCAAGGAAAUUGCAUUGCAGUUGGGAGCUAUGGUGAGGGUCAAAAUUGUAACAAAUUGAAGUGUGUGUCUAAGAAUGGUAUGUCGCGGCUGGAAAAUGUUGCUACAGGAUGUUUGGAUAAAGAUAAAUGUAGAGAAGACGGAGGAAACUGGACAAGUCCGGAAAAUUGCAUUACUUACGGUUGUCGCUUAAAAAUCCAAAAUGGCCGAACAUACCCUCAAAUUCAAAUUAUUGGCGUCGGAUGUAAAGUAGGCGGAAUUUGCUACAGUCCUGGAGAAAAAUGGGACUCGGGCUGUCUGGAGAGACAAUGUGUUGUUAAUAGAUCAAACAAGGGCUUCUCCCGAUCCGUGACGGCGAAAUUAAGAGGCUGUAAUGUAAAUGGCAAGUGUUUGGAGGUUGGGUUCAAAGAGAUGAGAAACAAAUGUUUAAAUUAUGGUUGCGUUUUGGACAAAAAAUCAGAUCGCCCUGUUUACAACCUGCUUAAAGGAGCGUGUAAAGAUCUAGAUGGUAACUGCCGAGAUGUCGGUGAAGAGUGGGACCACUUAUAUCAGCCUCACAAAAUCUGUCUCCGUCUAAAGUGUGAAUACACAGGCGGGAUUUAUAGAACAUCUUCACUUAAAAUACUAUGUAAAGAUAAAAAUGACAACUGCAGGCAGCAAGGGGAGCGCGGAUUUCCGGCUAUGAUUCGAGGAAAAGAGUACAAAAACUGUCAAUGUAAAGCCUACGGGCGUCAGUCCAGAAUGUCAUGUUCUCCGUAGGCUUUAAACAUAAUAUGCUAAGAUUGCUGAGUCCAAUUUUCAAACCCGAGGGCGUUAUGCUAAGCUUUAUAAUACCUAUAUUAUGGCAUACAUUUGAAUAAUCUUGUAAAAAUAGGUAAAUAAAGUACUCAUUUCCUUGGCUUUGAAAACAAAAUGUCACUUCAAAUCAUCAUUUGUCGUGUUGUAAAUUUUGAAUUUACCGGUACUGCCACUCGGUAAAUUCAAAUUUUUAAAAUGACAAAUUCUUAUUUUGCUCUUUCUAAAAAUUAUUAUUCUAAAAUAUCAAUAAAAGUUAUAUUAUUUCCGUUUGACAUCUUUCAUAUGUUGGAGGAUCUAUACUUGUGAUGAAUAAUAAAGGUUAAGUCUAGCUUAGCGUAACUCGCCCUUUCGAAGUGAGAGCUGGGAGUUCGAAUGGCUAAUCAUUUCUUUUACUAGAUCCAAUCCCACAGUAGGAAAAAAAUGAAAAAAAAAUGCCCAAGAUGUCAAAAUAUCUUUUUGAAAAAUUCAAAACAUUUCUAAAUCCA